Messenger RNA from Brachypodium distachyon (stiff brome), 624 nucleotides. RefSeq lists its product as uncharacterized. The transcript has 5 exons. The record is from RefSeq and is a predicted model, not a curated record. Gene Ontology annotation, molecular function: zinc ion binding. NCBI's taxonomy places the organism in Eukaryota, Viridiplantae, Streptophyta, Magnoliopsida, Poales, Poaceae. The coding region runs from base 1 to 624 and encodes 207 amino acids.
AUGACGUCCCACAACUGGUCUAACAAUGAAUCCAACGACGAUUUCAGCGUCUCGGAUGUCGAAGACGUGCACGGUGUACCUGUGCACGACGAGGAAGCUUCCUUCAACGGCGUAGAAAGUGAUUCGGAGAUCACUUGCAAGCACGGCAAGAGGCCGAUAUGCCGAGUGGCCAGCAAAGGCAUCAACACCGGGAGGCGGUUUCUUGCCUGCCCAAAUGAGAAAAAAGAUGCUUGCAGAUUCGUGCAUUGGAUCGAUGCAGAAUGGGAGGGCAAUGCCGAAAGAACAAUAAGAUACAUGUGGCACAAGCGUACAGAAUUGAGCAAGGAGCUUAAAAGAGCUGAGAAGGAAUGGAACCGUGUUCUUAGUGACAACAGGGUCUAUGAGAUCGAGAUGAACUUGAAUGACAAGCUCCGCAUUAGAGAGCACGACAAAGUCAAAGGAGAUGCGUCUGCUUCUUACCACACUGUUCGCAAUGCUUCUCAUCGCAUUUUUACCGUGCCAGGUGACCUGCUGCUUUGGUUCUGCAUCGUCAUGGAGUGCUACAACUGCAGCCGUUCUCAUGCUGAGCAUGUGUACAACAUCGUGCAUUCCGUGCGCAUUGUGUACAUAAAAAGUAGGAUGUGA